Molecule: messenger RNA, 584 nt
Organism: Ichthyophthirius multifiliis
Lineage: Eukaryota; Ciliophora; Oligohymenophorea; Hymenostomatida
Exons: 1
Source: RefSeq, a predicted model, not a curated record
AAUUAAUUAAGUGAAAGUUAAGCAUUGUCUAAAAAACAUUCCACAAAAAAAAUCCAAGAAUAAAAGUCAUAGAUUUUAAAGAUGGUUCAUAAUUUUUAGGAAAUGCUUUAAAAAACAAUCCUUACGGACUAGGUUUAUUACGAUAUAUAAAUGAUAAAUUUGACUGUGGAUUUGUAUAUGAAGGUAAAUUUGUAAUUAUGGGUAAAAUAAAUUUAAAUAAAGAUUAAAUAUAUAAUGGAUAAUUAAAAUCCGGUCAACCUGAUGGAAAAGGAGUUAUUUUUGAUAAUAGUAAUGACUAAUGGGUUUUUGGAAAUUUCGAAUAGGGCAAAUGCAAUAAAGUAUAUCAAUAAAAUUAGGGUAAAUAUCCUCAAGAUUUAAUAAAUUAAAUUUAUGAAAAUAUUCAUAAAAAUUCGGAUUGCUUUGAAAAUAUAAAUAUUGAAAGUAAAAUUUUUAACGUACCUUUUGGAUUUAAUAAUGGAGUGAAAGAAAAUGAUGAAAUCGAAUGGGAAGCUUAUAAAAUAGAAAAAUUAAGAAAAAAAACUUUCAGUUAAAAAAAAUAAAGUAUUGUAACUUUUAACGUUUAA